AUGUAUCUUGCUAGUCAUACAAGACCUGACAUAUCAUUUUCUGUGAAUUUGUUAGCAAGGUUUAGCUCAUGCCCAACCCGCAGGCACUGGAAUGGGAUUAAACAUGUACUUCGUUAUCUACAAGGUACGAAAGAUAUGGGUUUGUUUUUUCCUAAUUUAUCAAAAGAAGGUUUAGUUGGUUUUGCAGAUGCAGGGUAUUUAUCAGAUCCUCAUAAUGGUCGAUCACAAACUGGAUAUCUAUUCACAUGUGGAGGGUCUUGGCGUUCUAUGAAGCAAACUAUUGCAGCUACUUCCUCUAACCAUUAUGAGAUUUUAGCAAUUCACGAGGCUAGUCGUGAAUGUGUAUGGCUAAGGUCUGUGAUUCAGCAUAUAAGAGAAGAUUGUGGUUUAUCUUCCGGGAAAGAGGCACCAACAAUUUUAUAUGAGGAUAAUGUAGCAUGUAUUGCACAGCUCAAGGAAGGAUACAUCAAAGGUGAUAGAACAAAGCACAUAUCACCAAAAUUCUUUUUCACUCAUGAACUUCAGAAGAAUGGCGAUAUAAAUGUCUUGCAGAUUCGUUCAAGUGAAAAUUUGGCAGAUUUGUUUACUAAGGCGCUUCCUACUGCUACAUUUAAAAAGUUGAUUCACCUCAUUGUGUUGAUAUCAGCACUUGCAUAUGUAUUCCUUGUCGUAAGCUUCUCUUCCUCUUUCAGUUGUUUCAAUACAUUUUCGACUCUUGAUGAACCGAAUUUGAAGGUCUAUGAUGAGCAUUAUGAACUAAGAACACUUCUAAAGGCGGCUUCAACAAACAAGAAAACAGUAAUCUUGACAUUCUUAAACGAAGCAUGGGCAGCACCAAACUCCAUAUUCGAUAUCUUCUUAAAGAGUUUCAGAGUUGGAAAUAAUACAGCUUACCUUCUCAAUCAUUUACUGGUUAUAGCAGUCGACCACAACGCCUAUUCUCGGUGUCAGACAUCAGUUUUCUACUGUUAUCUUCUGAAAACUAAUGAAUCAUCAGCAAAUGCAAUGGCUCACCAUGCUAAUUUUAGGACACCCCUCUACUUGGACUUUAUGUGGAGAAGACUUGCUUUCUUGCAAAAAGUUUUGAACUUGGGGUAUAACUUUGUUACCACGGAUGCUGAUAUUGUAUGGUUUCGAGAUCCAUUCCCGCAUUUUCUUCAUGACGAUUCAGACUUCCAAACUUCAUGUGAUCUAUACAACGGAAGAAAACACGACGUGAACAACCAUCCCAAUAUGGGACUUUUUUUCGCAAGGUCUAACAAUCGUACCAUCAAAUUCUUUGAAUUCUGGGUAAACUCAAGAUCCUUAUAUCCAGGUGCACACGAUCAAGAUGCAUUUAACAGAAUCAAACGUGGUACAUUUGUUAAAGAACUCGGGUUGAAAAUAAGGUUUUUGGAUACUGAUUAUUUUAGUGGGUUUUGUGCACUAAACAGAAACUUCAACAAGGUUUGUACUCUGCAUGCUAAUUGUUGUGUGGGAUUAGAUAGGAAAAUUGAUGACCUAAAUACUGCAUUAGAAGAUUGGAAAACUAUAAUUUCUGCGAAUCACUCUGUAUUAUCGCAAUCUUUUAAUUGGAGUGUCCCAAGUAAAUGUUUGGGCUCUCUUUCUUGAAUUUCAUAGUUUAUCCUUGUAAGACGUACUGAGUUUCUGAAUCCCGCAAAUUUGAAGGUGUACUCAGUUGUAUGUAGUUCUACAUACAAUUGGAUUAAACGCACAUUUUUUACGGUUUGAAAACACAUUUUCCCCAAUUUAGAAAUACGUUUUUGCGGUUUAAAAGCACAAUUCCACAGUUUAAGCACAUACAUUUUUAUCAGAAAAAUUCUUUAUAUUGGUA
This is a messenger RNA of Spinacia oleracea (spinach), 1834 nucleotides long. RefSeq lists its product as uncharacterized. Lineage: Eukaryota; Viridiplantae; Streptophyta; Magnoliopsida; Caryophyllales; Amaranthaceae. The transcript has 4 exons. The record is from RefSeq and is a predicted model, not a curated record. Bases 1 to 1611 code for a protein of 536 amino acids.